Tripterygium wilfordii is the source of this 345-nucleotide messenger RNA. RefSeq lists its product as uncharacterized. Bases 1 to 345 code for a protein of 114 amino acids. The transcript is spliced from 2 exons. NCBI's taxonomy places the organism in Eukaryota, Viridiplantae, Streptophyta, Magnoliopsida, Celastrales, Celastraceae. The record is from RefSeq and is a predicted model, not a curated record.
AUGCAUGCAAGGUGGUCGGCUUAUAUAGAAAAUUUUCCUUAUAAGUUGAUGCAUCAAUCCGGUAGUACUAAUACGGUGGCAAAUGCUCUCAGUAGGCAUGUCUCGUUAUUGGCAGCAUUACGUACGGAAAUUAAUGGAUUUGAUUGUGUCAAAGAACAAUUUUUGAGUGAUCCUGAUUUUUUGACAUUUGGGGGAAGUGCCGGCAAUCAGUUAUGUAUUCCGGUUGGAUCGUUGCGAGAGAAAUUAAUUCGUGAUUUGCAUGGAGGGAGCUUGGCAGGUCACUUGGGUGUUGAUAAGACAUUGUCGGCAAUGCAGGAUCGUUAUUUUUGGCCACGACAGAAAUGA